GUGGUGUCAACCGCUGUGAAACGCUUACCACACAAGGUUACGAAACAGACGCCAUCUUGGCUCAACUGCAAGUCGCUAGCGUGGGAACCUCACGCCACUUCAGCGUAGCUUGAGCCAAAAUGUCCAACCCUUGCUGCAGUUCGUAGUAACCUUCUCCAUUAAACGUUUGGGGGAGGGAUAUACGAGAGCUAUCGCGCAAACUACUUCUUCCUACACUUCUGUGGAGCACUGGAAAAUGGCCUAGCUGUUCUUGGAGAUUUCCUGCAGAUGUCAAAGGCAUUAUCGCUAGCUUAUAUGACGCGAAGUGUGUUGGAUUUUACUCUGGGAUUUACAUGGCUGAAUCGUGCGUGAAGAUGAUGGUAAUGAUGAUGAUGAUGAUGGGGAUUCCACCGGUUUGGCUGUCCAAUGUGUGUGAGACUGGAUGAGACAAGGGCUCUAUCAGGAGCCUUUGUGCAGAUUGACCUGCAAUUACUGAAGAGGACCUCUGGGCAGGUUCACACAUCACUUGGCAGGGUGGAGUUUCUUGACCCAUGGAGAAUUACUUCCAGGCUGAGGCCUUUAACCUGGACAAGGUGCUGGAUGAGUUUGAACAGAAUGAAGAUGAAACGGACACGCCGACUCUCUCGGAUGCCAAGUGGACUCAAAUUCUGGCCCCGCCGUCACACCUCCUUUCCCUGAAUCCGGCACUGACCCACUCUGACCUCAGCCCAAGGGAUAGCCCUAUCAGCUUCAAGCCUCUUCUGGAUGCCCAGAUGUCAGAUGGCCCCUCUUUGGCUGAGGUCACCAGGUUAGAGGGGAAACAGGGGCUGGGGCAACAGCCAGAGGGCAGGAGUGAAGAACGGCCGGCAGAUGUUCAUAGUCCCCCUUUACCGCAGCCCAACAUUGGCAAGCUGGUGAGCACUGACGGGCAGUUGGCAGACUUGCCGGCCCCCAACAGCGUGGUGCUGGAAAACGGCUAUCCAGCUAGUCCUGGACAAGGCGGCCGGUCUGACGUCCUUCUGGCCAACAAUGAUGAGAGAAGUCAAGCUGUUACAGAUCAGCAAAGUGUUAAGGACACUUGUGAGCUUAAGAUGGAGCGGAAUGGUACCGAUGAGGGAAGUGGUGCUGGUCAUGAUGAACCUGGGAAUAGGUCACCUGUUUUAAAGAAUGGUGUUAAGAUAGAGGCAAUCAAGCCUGAAGGUGGUUCACCUGUCCAUGAGGUCAGAAUGAGAGACUGUAAUCUGGUAUUUCCAGAAGGAAGUAAUCCCCAGAAAGGGGAAGCAGUAUUGCACAAAUCAGUGAAUGGUGACGGAGAACUGGAUUUUGAGAGGGAGAAUCAUGAGGGUGCCUUUCAGAAUGGUGGACUGGUUGAGAAUGAAAGUACAGGGAAAAAUACCUGGGCUUCAAUUCAGGAAGAGAAAAAGAAAACACUAGAGAAUGACCACAAAGGGAUUCACGGAGACUCUGAAUCAUCAGGGGCGGAGAAGUCCCUGUCCAAUGGUCUGAUUGUGGACCUUGAUGGAGAUGCACACAGCCAGCCAGCAGUCCCUUCAAAGGAGGACUCUGUGACAGAGGAAAAAGAAAUGGAGGAGAGCAAACAAGAGUGUUGUGAUCCAGUUCGAGGAGUGGAAUCUGGCAGAACUGGCAAACUCAACAACAGCCGGCUGCAGCCUGUCAGCGUUCCCUACGGUGGUGCCCGCCCAAAACAGCCUGUUAGUCUGAAGCUGCAGAUUCCCCAGCCUCUCUCGAGCCAAGUUAAGAAUGAAUUUGGCUCUACUGGCAAGAACAAGAACCUGGAGCCACAGAGUAUGACAGGAGUCCUUGAGUCGUCUUGUGGAAUAACAGAGUCUGGGGUUGUUCGAAUGAAUGGAGAGCAGGGAGAUGGCUCUUCAGGCUUACUCAUCCCAUCUGAGAGUCCAGACAAUGAUCUCCAGGCAGGCCAGCAGGGAGCCUUCUCUAAGAAACCCUUCAGCUCCUUGGGGGAAGUGGCUCCUGUUUGGGUUCCUGACUCUCAAGCACCCAUUUGCAUGAAGUGCGAGGUCAAGUUCACUUUUACUAAAAGAAGACAUCACUGUCGGGCUUGUGGCAAGGUGUUCUGUGCUGCUUGUUGUAGUCUAAAAAGCAGGCUGAUGUACAUGGACAGGAAAGAAGCAAGGGUUUGUGUUACCUGCCACCGUGCACUCAUGAAUGCUCAAGCAUGGGAGAACAUGGGAGGUGGUUGCAACCAGAGCCCAAAUCCCAACAACCCAGCUGAGUACUGCUCCACAAUUCCCCCUCUGCAGCAAGCCCAGGCAUCAGGAGCACUCAGCACCCCACCACCAACAGUCAUGGUGCCUGUUGGUGUCCUUAAACAACCAGGGUCUGAAGGUUCUCUUCCUCGAGAGCAAAGAAGGGUUUGGUUUGCUGAUGGUAUUCUACCCAACGGGGAAGCUACAGACUCUUCUAAAGGGCCGCCGGCAAACCCCAACCCCUCAGAGCCUGUGGCAGCGUCCCAAUACUCAAACAAAUCCUCAGGAGCCAGUGCUUCUGAGAUGGCCCGUGCCACUGGAGCCUCGACCGCCAGCCCUGUGGGCAGCUCUCUCAGUCUGAUCCCAGAGGACGGACUUCCUCCCAUCCUCAUCUCCACAGGCGUCAAAGGAGGUACGGGAGGCCACAUCACAGACUAUGCUGUGGAGGAAAGGCCUUCUGAGAUUGUGCUGAUGCAGCAGCUUGAGGAGGGCGGCCCUGAUCCCCUCGUGUUUGUCCUUAAUGCCAACCUGCUGGCCAUGGUCAAACUGGUCAAUUAUGUAAAUAGGAAGUGCUGGUAUAUGACAACAAAGGGUAUGCAUGCCGUGGGCCAGGCCGAGGUUGUAGUGCUUCUACAGUGCCUCCCUGAUGAGAAAACCAUUCCCAAGGACGUCUUCAGCCACUUCGUCCAGCUGUACCGGGAGGCUCUCACAGGAAAUGUGUUAAGUCACCUGGGCCACUCCUUCUUCACUCAGAGCUUCCUGGGUAGCAAGGAGCACGGCGGCUUCCUUUACAUCAGCCCCACCUUCCAGACCCUGCAGGACCUGCCGUUGCCUAAUCCGCCCUACCUCUUUGGCAUCCUGGUGCAGAAGUGGGAGACCCCCUGGGCCAAGGUCUUUCCCAUCCGACUCAUGCUCCGCCUAGGGGCGGAAUACCGAUUCUACCCCUGCCCACUGUUUAGCGUUCGCUUCAGAAAACCGCUUUUUGGAGAAACCGGUCAUACCAUCAUGAACUUGCUGGCAGACUUCAGAAAUUACCAGUACACGUUGCCAGUGGUGAAGGGGCUGGUGGUGGACAUGGAAGUGAGGAAAACGUGCAUCAAGAUACCGAGCAACCGUUACAAUGAGCUCAUGAAGGCAAUGAAUAAGUCCAAUGAGCACGUUCUGGCAAUGGGCGCAUGCUUCAAUGAGAGGGCGGAUUCCCAUCUUGUCUGUGUUCAGAACGAUGAUGGUAACUACCAGACGCAGGCCAUCAGUAUUCAUCACCAGCCUCGCAAAGUGACUGGUGCCUCCUUCUUUGUGUUCAGCGGGGCUUUGAAGGCUUCAUCGGGCUACUUAGCUAAGACCAGCAUUGUGGAAGAUGGCGUGAUGGUGCAGAUUACAGCUGAAACGAUGGAGGCCUUACGGCAAGCCCUGAGAGAGAUGAAAGAUUUCAGUAUUGUCUGUGGGAAAGCUGAUCAGGAUGAGAACCAGGAGCACGUCCAUAUCCAGUGGGUCGACGAUGACCACAACGUCAACAAGGGAGUGAUCAGCCCCAUUGAUGGAAAAUCCAUGGAGUCAGUCACCAGCGUUAAGAUCUUCCAUGGCUCAGAGUAUAAAGCCAAUGGGAAAGUCAUCCGUUGGACAGAGGUGUUCUUCCUACGAAGCGAGGACCAGACCAAUGGCCUGAGUGAUCCCGCAGACCACAGCCGACUCGCCGAGAACGUGGCAAGGGCUUUCUGCAUGGCCCUGUGCCCUCACCUCAAACUUCUCAAAGAGGAUGGCAUGGCCAAACUGGGCCUAAGGGUUACGUUGGACUCUGAUCAGGUGGGCUACCUAGCAGGCAGUAACGGUCAGCCGCUGCUCCCCCAGUACCUGAGCGAUCUAGACAGCGCCCUCAUCCCAGUGAUCCACAGUGGGGCCUGCCAGCUAAGUGAGGGGCCUGUGGUGAUGGAGCUCAUCUUCUACAUCCUGGAGAUCAUCUCUUAAAAGGAGGGAAUCCGUCCAGUCUCAGACUCAUGCCUCCCACCAGCUUGAGUCCCUCUUUGCGCUCUCUCUCUCUCUCAUUUGCACUUCAAAGAGCCUGAAAGCUGUGCAGGAACAAGUCCUCCAUACCACCUAUGCACCAUCUCCACUGGGACGCCCUCUGCCCAGCCCCGCUGAAUGUGGUGCUCUCUUUCCUUUAUUCUCACCUUUCAACUCCACUGUGGAAACCAUUGGCCCUGUUGAGUCAAAAGGGGUGGUGACCCUGAAUACGAUCUCUUCAGAACCGUUGUAGCAACACUAAGCUCCUGGAACACAAGAGGGCGCUCUACACACUCAGCCCUAAUGGAGAUUGUCCAGAUGUUGAUGUUGGCUGAGAGAAGAACUGUAGAGGGAAGGUUUGUUCUAUGAAAUGGUUUCUGGUACACAGUGCCUGGGCCUCAAUAAGAAACGAAGAAUGAGCUUCGGUUUCGCCUCUAAGCUUUAUGAAUCACCAGAUGCUUUAUUUCAUGAAUAUGGACCUUGUUUUGUUUUUUUGGUAAGGUAAAACUGCUCCAAAGCUAAAACGAUGUAGCUUCUUCAGAGAUGGACUGCUUGGCAUGGUAGCGGAAAGAUUGUGGAACAGUAUUAGGAAUGUUGACGAUUGAGUUACUGUUACAAAUGUCAAGAACGGACCUUUGUCACAGACUUUAUUAUUAUUAUAAGACAAUACGAUCGAACAAUAAUUUCAAGCGGCCUUCAGGAAUUCAACUACAACUUUAAGUUCGACAUAAUGGUAGGUUUUGACAUGACUGAAGGUCUCAGUCCAAUAAAGCUUUUAUAAUGGAUUGGUUUGGACCGUGAUGGAGGAUGAAAUGUUACCAUUUUUCUGGGCUGCUGCGUUUAGCAUCCUGUCCCAUCUCUGUUCCAUCCCAUUUCUCACCCUUUUUAGUGGCCCAUGUUCAUAUAAUGUUUCGCCAAUGUUUUUAACAUGUUAUCAUAUAAAGGACUGUGUAAGGAAUAGCAAUGCAGUGCACGGGAUAUUAAGCCAUCAUUAGGAAAUAGAAAGAGAGAAUAAAGAAGAAUGGAAUUACUGAUAUUUAAGUAUUAUUCAAAGAUGAAUUCUGUAUUCAUUGAUGAGGAAAGUUUGGAUUUUGGCAUGUGGUUUUGAAGCCCUUAAUUCAGCUGUUUGUUGGGUUGGGGUCAUUAACUCCGUUAUUUUCUCACAGUGUUAAGGUGUGGUCAUAUUAGAGGGAUUUCACAAGCAAAUAAGGUCUAUUUUCAGUAUUGUAGUGUUAUAUGAAGCACAGCUCACACAGAAGUCACUUUCAAACCAAGUAACAUUCUGUUGGUCAACAUGGUGAAUCUCUGAUUCCAUGCGUGGAUUCCUGUUGAAAUGACUGGACUUUGUUUUCAAAUGUAAACGUGACCGUGCUUUUAAAUCAUGUUUUAUGUCCUUCUAUAGAGAUGCCAAGAACAUUAUCAAUAUGCUUUUGCAGGGCUCCAGACUGAUACAAGAAUAGUUGCAAAUGUGACAAAAUACAAAUUUGCAACAAUUAUGAGAGUGUUUUUGUGUAUCAUAGUUUCGUACGGAGCCCCUAAACAUAUGUGGUGUUGGAGGAAAAAAUUACAUUUAAAUGUUUAUGCAUUAUUUAAUCUCUUGCAAAACUUUUUUGUUCCCCCGAUAAUGCAAGUUUUUCGGGUAAACAAUACUUUUGCGAGAGAACGCAAGCACUUUGUGCACGAAUGCAAAGUUGAAAUAAAAAAUUUCCUCGCAUCUCAUUUUUUUCCCAUCACCAUGUCCCAUUAGAGGCUUUGUUGUUUCAUUAUAUAUAAUUUCAUGUGCUGUUAGUUAAAGGGUUAGUUCACCCAAAAAUGAAAAUUCUGUCAUUUUUACUCACCCUCAUAUCGUUCCACAUUCGCAAGACCUUCGUUCAUCUUCGGAACACAAAUUAAGAUCUUUUUGUUGAAGUCUGAGAGGUUUCUGUCUAUCCAUAGAAAUCCAGCGUAACUACCACUUUCAAGGUCCAGAAAGGUAGGAAUGACAUCAUUAAAGUACUCCAUGUGACUCCAGUGGCUUAAACUCAAUUUUAUGAAGCGACAUGAGUGCUUUGUUUGUACGAAAAAAACAAACAAACAUAAUUUACUACUUUAUUUACAAAAUAAUAUUAUCCAAGGCAUGUUCACGCAACAGUGUCGUGAACACAAAACGCAUGAAUCGUGAUGCUCUCGUGAACACUUGUGAGUACACGUUGUGUUGACGCGCGAGUCUGAACGAAGCGUUCUCCUGAACAGAUCAAACAAAUUGACUUUGCGCAUAAAAAUUCAUAAAAUUGAGGUUAAAUCACUGGAUUCACAUGGAGUACUUUAAUGAUGUCAUUCCUACCUUUUCUGGACCUUGAAAUAGGUAGUGUUGCAUCUCUAUGGAUAGACAGAAACCUCUCAGAUUUCAUCAAAAAGAUCUUAAUUUGUGUUCCGAAGAUGAAUGAAAGUCUUACGGAUGUGGAACGACACAAGGGUGAGUAAAAAUGACAGAAUUUUUUUUUAUUUUUGGGUGAACUAACCCUUUACAACUUUAGAGGGCACGUCAUUGUUGUCUGCUCAGUGCGAUCCGUGAUUCACGGACAGUCAAUUCUUGAGAACAUGUUUAAUCGGACUCAAUCAGUGAAUCAUUCAAAGCGGUUACAGACUAGAGUUAGCAAAUGUUUUACUAAACUGCAAGUCAGUUCUCAAUUAUGAACUAGAAGUGCUUUUAAACAAGCAUCUUUAUCGCGUGGUUUUAGUUUGUCGGUUUAGUUAUUUCAUUUUAGGAGCCAAUAGCUUCCCAGUCAUGUUUAUUAGUCUGGAGUCCUGAAGGAGAUUCCCUAAUUCAGCUUGUUGUGUUUUUGAUUGAUGUUAUGUGGUGUCAGAUAGAAGAAUCCUUGAGAACUUUCACUUCUUAAGCAGGACUUGUUAUUUUAAUGAACAUUUUGUGUUGGUUUUUCACUCACAUGGAGAAAAUUAAUUACUACAACAGUUAGCCAGGUUAUUAUGAAACUUUCCCAACAUGGAAAACUACCAAUAUGAGGAGCUCCUGGAAUUUGGGACAUCACUGUGGAUCACAUUUUAAGAGAAAAUGGCAUUUGCCUUAAAAUUUCAUAAAUUGAUACGUCCAUCAUCAAGACAUUCCAAAGGUCAUCUAGAUUGUCAAUCAUAUCUAAACUGAUAGAAAGACAUUGUAACCUCAGAGUGUUUUUAACAAGCCCUCUUUAGCUAACUAGUCAUUAUUAAAAUGGCGUCAACUGAAGUAGUAUCUUGACAUGACAAUCAAAUUGUAGUUAAUCUUUUAGUCAGAUAACAAAGUAAAGGUGGGAUGGUAACAUAUUCUUCUGUUUUGCAUAAUGACUCUCAGAUAUGGUUGGUUUCAUCAGAUGGCCUAUGCAUGAAAGGACAGCAGCUGAUACGAAGGUCCACAGCAAGUGAACCUCACAGCCUUUUAUUAGCAGGUCAACCAUUGAGACAAUAGUCAUGUGUUUCUGGCUUUUGGUGAAGAGCGCCGACAGCUUUGGAAGCAGACUGUUCAUGAAAAAUAAAUGGCAUUUCAUGAAGGCUGUGUUGUCUUCCCAUUAACAGAGCUCAAAACAACCUUUUGUUACUCCCUGCAUCCACCUUUGCCAUUGUUUUUCUAGAUGUGCUGUAUUGUAUAUCAUGAUAUUUUGUUAACCCUUUUCAGCCUUUUAUGUUUUGUUUUUUUGGACGGCCCAAAGUGUAACAGCAUGCAUGCUGAAACAAACAAGAACUUGUAAUUCUCUGAAAAUCUUUGCAUUUUGACAGCAUUUCAGAGGACGAUCUGCUCUAAAGAAUAGUUUUACAUACUAUUGGUUUGAUCUGUGAUGAAUUACUGCUAAAACCUGACAUGGGUGGAAUGAAAAUAAAUUUGCAAUGUAUGAAAAGCCAAAAAGAAAAGGAAAAGAAUACAACCUUUCUUUAUUGUACACUACAAAUGUCAAUAAACACAGUCUUUAUCAAACCUGUUGAAUAUACAAAAACAUGCCAUGGUUGUACAUAAAACUGAAUUUCUUUUUAUAUUAAUAGUUUCCAUUAAAGGUAAAAUAAAACUAUCCAUUUCAAUCAAGAAAAAUCAGGAGCUACAGAUCUUUGUUUUUCUCGUUUAAUAACAAAACAGAUUCAAAAUCUUGGUGUGAAAUGAAAAUAAAUUAUAUGGCAGAUUGUACAGGGAAAGAGUAGAAAGAUGCAUUAAGAACAGCAUGACUAAACUGAAACAUUGUGGUACAUGUAAAGACUAGACAAUUUAAAGUUAGGUUUUUUUUAGGAUAAACCUUGCAAUGGAUGAAAGAAACAUUUAAUGAAGAAUCGAUCAUAAAAGAUAAAGCUCGAUCUGAGACUGGAAAAUGUGCUAAACCACACAAUUCACAUGAGAUGAGAACAUUUGUAACUGAAAUGAAUGGACAGAGUAAAAACUAGUCUGAUGGCUCUAGAUCGCACAUUGUCCACACUUAAAGCCAAAUGUCAGUCAAUUCUUCACAAAUUGUUACCCAACACACCACAAAAUAUAAAUGGGGCAAAAAUAAAUGAGGUAUUUUUGAACUUGUAGAGUAAAUGUUACAAAGCUAAUUUGUUUCUGAGGUCAUCGCUAUGGAAAUCAAAAGUUAUUGUGUCUGAAUAUAAUGACUUAAACGGAUAGUUCACCAAAAUUGAAAACUCUGUCAUCAUUUGCUCACCCUCAAGUUCCAAACCUGUAUGAAUUUGUUUCAAAAGAAGAUAUUUUAAAGAAUAUGGGUAACCAAACAGUUGAUACGCCCCACUGACUUCCAUAGUAUGAAAAAAAUAAAAUAAAUACUAUGGAAGUCAAUGGGGUCCCCUCAACUGAUUGGUUACCAACAUUCUUCAAAGUAUCUUCUUUCGUAUUCAGCAGAAGAAAGAAAUUUAUACAGGUUUGGAACAAGUUGAGGGUGAGUAAAUGAUGACAGAAUUGUCAUUUUUGGGUGUUCUCUUUAAGUGCGCACUAGACCGCAAUGUAAACAUUGGCUAAAGUGCCUACUAGGAGCGACCCUUGUACAGAACAAGACCGUCAAGUGCAAGACAAGCGGUAACUAAUCUAUUUCUCUCAUAAAUUAUAUUAGGGUUGUUUAAUAUAUAUACAAAACAAUGCAGAAUCGCUCUAAAAUCUACCUUUACUAACUUAUGUCAACUAAACUGCCUCUUCUUAUCAUAGAGUGUGUACUAGACUAUUACAGCACCUGUUCUAGUCUGAAUGACUGUCAGCAAAGUGCAGAAAAAAAUGUAAAUAAAAAUAUGCUUAAAUUUACUGGGAAAAUUAUACAUUUUCAAUCAUUUCCAAACAUGAUUCCACUUGCUCAAUUACCUAAUGAAGCAGACAUUAAAAAAUAGACUAUUCAGAGCAUUUGAUGAAUAAUUCACAUCUGGUUCAAUUAGUAAAAGCUGGUUUAUGGCUUUAAUGGCAUUCAUACGGAAUAUAAUAUUUAACAGCAGUACUUUAGCACGGCCUAUCUGUAUAAAUAUGGUGUAAACAAGUUUUGAAAUGUCUGAAAGAAUGUUUGGGAUUCAAACGCAAACCUUUUUGCAUAGCUGAUCGCGUAUAACUCAUUUGCAUAGCAGUCAUACAUUAGUAUUGGAGAUAUGACAGGAACAGGUUCUAUUUUAAGGGAGAACAGAUUAAGUCAUUCAUCUUACUGCAGCAGCAGUGAUUACUUUGGCAUUAGUGCAUAAGUGCAUCCCAGAGCAGUAAAAAAAAAAAAGGUUAGCUCUCAUUGGCUUCAGCUCCAAUGGAUUAAUGUAACAGUUGGGGUGAGCUUUAUUAUACAAUCAAGAGGCAAUCUAUCUCAAAAAGCCCAUUUAAAAGGCAUAUCAAUCUCACGCAAGUCUGUGCACAUUUCCCGCUCCUUUUAUUAAUACCUCCUGAAUUUUUAAUGACCACCCCAACUGUUACAUCCUGGUCCAACCUUUUAUACCCUGAUAAAAACAAAGCUAACGGCCUCUGUGAGUGACAAUGUCUCUC
Molecule: messenger RNA, 10164 nt
Organism: Ctenopharyngodon idella (grass carp)
Lineage: Eukaryota; Metazoa; Chordata; Actinopteri; Cypriniformes; Xenocyprididae
Gene: zfyve9a
Product: zinc finger, FYVE domain containing 9a
Exons: 19
Coding region: 531-4172 (1213 amino acids)
Biological process (GO): endosomal transport
Cellular component (GO): early endosome membrane
Molecular function (GO): metal ion binding
Source: RefSeq, a predicted model, not a curated record